Molecule: messenger RNA, 1010 nt
Organism: Cuscuta campestris
Lineage: Eukaryota; Viridiplantae; Streptophyta; Magnoliopsida; Solanales; Convolvulaceae
Source: the annotation of a GenBank genome assembly
GAACAAACACACACACACAAAUAGCAGAAAAUAAGAACACGAGAUUUAACGUGGUUCGGUCAGUAACCUCCACGGGUUGCAGCUAGGGUUUAUCUUUUAUUAGGUGCUCACAGAUUAUAGUUACAUGAUUGGGUAUUUAUAAGAUAUAAACUAGGGUUAACAACUUGCUAAACAAGAAACAACUAAUGGGCCCUUUAAUUAAUAACUAAAACCGGCCCCCCAUGUUUCUUCCCUUUAGCCGACCAGGCUUAAAGCCCACAGCUCUAAAGCCUUCACCGAAUAACCCAACAUCUAUAGGCCUUGCUACGAAUGUUAGAUGUCCACGUACUCACCUCGAUUUAUUUCGAUUCAAUUUGAAAGAACGUCGUUUGAAAUCCAUUGUCGGAACAGACCCGUCCCGCUGCCCGAACCGGUACUACUGUCCCUGUUACCAAUGCUGCGCGGACGGGAUGGAACAAGGAGGGAGAUUGCCGGAGUUGUUGCAGUCCAUUCGCCGGACGCUGGAACAAGGAGGGAGAUUGCCGGAGUUGUUGCAGUCCAUUCGCCGGACGCUGUCAUCAAUGGCCGGUCAAUCCGCUGCUCAAGCUUAUAGGGUCGCGCCUGGCUUCACUACUGCCUGGACGAAAUUGUCACUGUCUCCAGCGUUGGAGGGUCGCCAGCAUUGCAAGGUCGCUUCCUUCCUCGCCAAUCGUCGCCGGAGUUGAUCAUCAGAGCUACCACGACACCGCGUCGUCUCGCUGUCCAAACUCGGCAUCGCUGCCCGGAGUCAACCGUGGGUGCCAAACCUAAUCACCGCUGCCCAAACUCUGUCGCCGGGGCACGAAGGUCGCUGAUUCGCCAAUCGCGUCACCACCCUCGCGGAGGUCGCCGGAAUAGGGAGAGAGACCGCCGGAGGGAACUGCCUGCACCGGUCGCUGGGGUGCAGUCAUGUCGCUUGAACCCGCUGCUGGUUGCCGGCUUUUGGUUGGCGGAAGGAGGUCGCUGAUUGCCGCUGGACGACAACCCAUCGU